AUGGAGGACGCCUUUGCACAGGUUCCGCUGUUCGCACCACUGCUCAUCGGUGACAAAUUUGAUUGGAAAUACUUGCCUGAGCAGCAAGAAAACGCCUGUCUUUCCAUGAAGGACCAGAGGUGUCCGUGGGCGCGCGGGAAGGCCAUGGGUGGCUCGAGCGCCAUAAACUUCAUGUUUUACGUCCGAGGAAACCGGCGCGACUACGACAUUUGGAGGGACAAAUUCGGAGCGUACGGAUGGUCUUACGACGAUGUGUUGCCGCACUUCAAAAACAUAGAAACGUCGAGAGUGCCAGACCAUGACGGGCAGGUGCUGUUCGAUGGGAAACGUGCCUUCGGAAUACGCUUUGCCAAUAAGCGCAAGGUGUACGAAGUGAACGCUACUCGCGAGGUCUUGAUCUCGGCUGGCGCUGUCGCUUCUCCACAGCUGCUCUUGCUGUCCGGCAUCGGUCCUCGGCAUGAUCUGGAGAAGCUUCAGAUUCCCGUCAUCCGCGAUCUACCAGUGGGCGAGAACCUUCAGGAUCACAUGCACGUCGAUGGCAUCGUUGGUACGCUUCGUCGACCGACCGGGCUUAACCUUUUCAGGCUUUCGACGGUCACAGACUACGCCUACAAGCGGUCAGGUCCCUUAUCCAUUCCUGCAUCCAUCGAAGCCCUUGCGUUUGUCAGUACGUCAUUUGUGAAUGAAUCACUGGAAUUCCCGGACGCAGAGAUCGCCUUGCAAUCACUGCCAUCUUCGGCGUUACCAUUGGAAUGCUACUUCGCAAGCAUGGGUCUCCGGAAAGACGCCUUCGUGUCGCCUCUGUUGAAAACCACGCCCCUGAAUCGGUCGUGGGAGGCACGGCUCACAGAACUGAACAUGGGAAGCCAACUGGCGACCAAUGACCUGGCACGCCAAGCCAAUGUUUAUAAUCAAUAUUACCUGCCCAACAGAGGACGGCACGGAUUUGCUUUGGCUCCUGUAAUGAACAGGCCGAAGUCGCGGGGUUACGUUAAACUGAGGACCACUGACCCGUUUGACAAGCCAAUCAUCGACCCAAAGUACUUGACUCAUCCUGACGACGUUAAAGCUGCAGUAGAAGGGGUGAAGAUUGCGCUACGCCUUAUGAAGAGCGAUGCCAUGCGAGCGGUAGGGGCGAAGCCUUGGAACAUUCCUUUUAAAUGGUGUCUCUCCGAAGGCUCGGUCUGGAGUGAUCCCUACCUGACCUGCCUUGUACGCCACUUGGCUCACACCACGUGGCACGCCUGCUGCACGUGUCCCAUGGGUAUGGACGAAAAGGCAGUACUGGACCCUGACCUCAGGGUAAGGGGUGUGAAGAAUCUGCGCGUCGUGGACGCAUCUGUCAUGCCAACAAUAGUGAGUGGAAAUCUCAACGCGCCUACCAUGAUGAUUGCCGACAAAGCAGCCGCCAUGAUUAUUCAAGACAAUCUGUAA
Molecule: messenger RNA, 1434 nt
Organism: Rhipicephalus microplus (southern cattle tick)
Lineage: Eukaryota; Metazoa; Arthropoda; Arachnida; Ixodida; Ixodidae
Product: glucose dehydrogenase [FAD, quinone]
Molecular function (GO): oxidoreductase activity, acting on CH-OH group of donors; flavin adenine dinucleotide binding
Source: RefSeq, a predicted model, not a curated record